Molecule: messenger RNA, 1407 nt
Organism: Rotaria socialis
Lineage: Eukaryota; Metazoa; Rotifera; Eurotatoria; Philodinida; Philodinidae
Source: the annotation of a GenBank genome assembly
AUGAAUUUAAGAUCGGAUUUUUUCUCAUUUUUUCUCAUUCUAUUCAAUCUUGAUCUAUGUUUAUCAUCAAUAUGCUCUCAGUACUAUCCAUUACAAUCUCAAUCACAAUUAUGCGAAUGUGAAGAUGCUUCAUCUAACAGUACACCAUCAUCGAUCUUACUAAAAUGUAUUGGUUUAUCGACAAUACCAAAUUUAUAUUCAAAUAUUAUCUAUAACACAAUACAAAUUGAUUCAUGCUUAAAUGAUUUUAAUUUUCAAUACGAAUCAUUCAAUAAUUUAACAAUAAAUAUUCUACGUAUGCAUCAUUGUAAUUUACUUAAUAUUAACGAUCAAACAUUUGCAAACAUAAAACAAUUAGAAAAAUUUACGCUCGAAAAUUCGACAAUAAUAUCAUUGAAAAUUUCAAAUGAAAAUUUUCAAGAACUAUUUUCAAUGAAUUCAUUUCAAAAAUUAAAAUCUUUAACAUUAAAAAAUAUUCAUUAUCAUCAAAAAAGUAAACAUGAUAAAAAAUUAAAUCUCGAAUUAUUAUUACAACAAUUGCCAUUUCUACAUCGACUAGAAUUAAGUAAUAUUUUCAUUGAUAGCUAUCGUUAUUACGAUAUUUAUUCAAUUGGACAGCAUUUAACUUAUUUAAGUUUAACAAAUACACAUCAAUUAAGUUUAUUACCAAUUGAAUAUUUAGUAUCGCUCGAACGAUUGAUUAUACGAAAUUUACCGAAUCUAUUUCAAACACAACCAUUAAUAGGUUCGUUGAAAAAAUUACAAAAUUUAAAAUAUAUCGCAUUUGAACAUAAUCAAUUGGAAUCAAUUGAAAAUUUACAAUCAAAUACAAUCGAUGACAUAGAUUUAAGUUCAAAUUUAAUUGAAAAAAUCGAUGAAUAUACAUUUGAACAUAUACCGAAACUUCGACAUUUAACAUUAACGAAUAAUCCGUUGAAUUCAAUUGAUAAAAAUGCUUUUUGUGGAAUUAAAAAUUUAGAACGUUUAUCAAUACAUAUUACACAUAAACAGAUAUCACCAUUAGAUAAUUGUAUAUUAAUAAAUUAUCCACGUUUAAAAAUUGUGGAAGAUGCGUCAACAAAAUUACAAUGUAACUGUCAAUUACUGAAUAUAUUCAAUUUAAAACGGCAAGAAAAUGUUGAUAUCAAUCGAUUAUUUAAAAUGAAUCAAGAUUGCCUUUAUAAUGACCGAUUCGUACGCGUAUAUGAAUUAGAGAAAUAUCUCAAUUGUUCAUCAUUCAAUCAAUGCACUGAUUUCUGUCAAUAUAGACAAAGAAAAACUCAACCGACACCAACAAUAUUAUCUCACUUUCAAGUCAAAUCAAAAUAUACAUCAUUAUCUACGUCUUUAUAUUCAUUUUUUUCUUAUACACUUUUUUUGUUGUUAUCAUGCUUUUUGUAUUUGUAA